Messenger RNA from Dipodomys ordii (Ord's kangaroo rat), 1786 nucleotides. RefSeq names its product NOP2/Sun domain family, member 6 (gene Nsun6). The coding region runs from base 9 to 1436 and encodes 475 amino acids. Gene Ontology annotation, molecular function: methyltransferase activity; RNA binding. Gene Ontology annotation, biological process: RNA methylation. The transcript is spliced from 11 exons. Lineage: Eukaryota; Metazoa; Chordata; Mammalia; Rodentia; Heteromyidae. The record is from RefSeq and is a predicted model, not a curated record.
AAAAAACCAUGUCUGUUUUUCCUAAGGUAUCUUUGAGACCUGAAGUUGAAAACUACCUUAAAGAAAUCUUUACGAAUCAAGAGAUUGUAUCUUUAAGCAAACAAGAAGCAGAAGAGAAGUUUGAAACUCUGUUAAAUCACUUAGCCCACCCUCCAUCAUUCACAACUGUCAGAGUAAAUACACAUUUAGCUGCAGUUCAGCAUGUGAAAAAUCUGUUGCUUGAUGAACUUCAGAAGCAGUUCAGUGAACUGAAUAUUCCUGUUAUUGAACAUCCAGACCUCCCGGACAUCCUACUUAUUCCUGUGAUUGGACCUAGAAAGGAUAUAAAAAAACAACAGUGUGAAGCUAUUGUGGGAGCCCAGUGUGGCAAUGCAGUGUUAAGGGGAGCCCACAUCUAUGUUCCAGGAAUUGUGUCAGCUUCAAAAUUUAUGAAAGUUGGCGAUGUUGUUUCUGUAUACUCUGAUAUUAAAGGGAAAUGUAAGAAAGGAGCCAAAGAAUUUGAUGGAGAAAAAAUAUUUCUUGGAAAUGGGAUUUCAGAACUAAGCCGCAAAGAAAUCUUUAAUGGGCUACCUGAAUUGAAGGGUAUAGGCAUAAGAAUGACAGAACCCAUAUAUCUCAGCCCUUCAUUUGACAAUGUACUGCCUAGUUACUUAUUUUUACAGAAUUUGCCAUCUGCUGUAGUAACUCAUGUCCUGAAUCCUCAACCUGGAGAGAAGAUCCUAGAUAUGUGUGCAGCACCUGGAGGCAAAACAACUCAUAUUGCGUCACUAAUGCAUGAUCAGGGAGAAGUAAUAGCCCUGGAUAAAAUAUCCAAUAAAGUAGAAAAAAUAAAACAGAAUGCUUUAUUGUUAGGACUGAAUUCCAUCAAGGCAUUUUGUUUUGAUGGAACAAAGGCACUUAAACUUGAUAUGACUAAAGAUCCAUCAGGUGCACCUCCAUUCUUACCAGAAUCAUUUGACCGAAUUCUCCUUGAUGCACCCUGCAGUGGAAUGGGACAGAGGCCUAAUAUGGCUUGUACUUGGACUUUGAAAGAAGUGACAUCAUAUCAACCACUGCAGCGGAAACUCUUUACUGUGGCAGUUCAGCUGCUGAAACCAGGUGGUGUGCUGGUUUAUAGCACAUGCACUAUAACGCUGGCAGAAAAUGAAGAGCAAGUUGCCUGGGCCCUUAAAACAUACCCAUGCCUUCAGCUUCAACCCCAGGAACCACAGGUAGGAGGAGAAGGAAUGGUGGGAGCCGGCCUGUCACUAGAACAACUGAGACAUCUGCAGCGAUUUGAUCCAUCUGUUGUGCCAUUACAGGACAUUGACAUUGAUUCCCUCAGAGAUGCCAAAACAGAGGACAUGAUCCGACUUGCAAAUAAGGAUUGUAUAGGCUUUUUCAUUGCAAAAUUUGUAAAAUGUAGAAGUACAUUAGAGAAGAAUCCUCAGAAGUGAAAAUUCCAUACUUACUUGUUCUUAAAUGAAAGUAUUUUCAGACCAACUAAAUGUAACGGUUGCUAAUGAAACAAAAUUUCUAGAAAUUUCACUAGGGGUCAGAGAGAGAGAGAGAGAGAGAGUGUGUGUGUAUGUGUGGCCAGUGGUGGGGGCUGCUUUUGCUAAGAAAUUGUAUCCUUGGUUUAUAAACUUUUUUUCCAGUAUGGGCACUAGAUUUAAAGGAGCUGCCUAUGGAUGUCCAAAACAUUUUCAGCUGGUAUAUUGUUUUGGUUUACAAAGUCUUUUAGUAUACCAAGUCUUCAAUAUAUUAGUCUUUUUAAACAAUUGUUUGUCUUAAUAAUAAAAUUAGU